AUGUCUUGGAAAUAUAAUAGCCGUCUUGAUGAGGCUGCUAGUCUACUACACAUCAACGACGAAGAAGUGCGCGCCAUAGAUCUAACAGUCGAUGAUUACACUGCAGACCCUGAUUACAGCGCCAACAACUCUGAGUCAGGCAAUGUCAGCGACUCUGACACCACUGCCAAUGACUACGACUUCGCCGACAACAUUUCCGAGUACAGUCCUCAUUUAGGAGGUCGCCGGCGCCGCUCUCCAGCUCCAAGCCCAGCACCAGCUCCAAGACCAGCACCAGCCCCAAGACCAGCGCCAGCUCCAGCGCCCGCACCAGCGCCCGCACCAGCACCAGCUCCAGGCGACAACUACUAUGACAACGUCAUAGCUAGUUAUCUCUACCUCCAAGAACACUCCCAGCAACUUGUUGUCCUUAGGCCGCACUACACUGUUACAGCCACAUACCCUGGUCACAACGGACAUCAACAGUACGACAUGUCGUUCCAUACAGACAAUUUAUUGGAUUAUUACAUAAGUGGUGUUGGCGAUGCUGCCCUUCAAGGUCUUGAGCUCAAAUGGAAGAUUUAG
This is a messenger RNA of Boeremia exigua, 564 nucleotides long. RefSeq lists its product as uncharacterized. Lineage: Eukaryota; Fungi; Ascomycota; Dothideomycetes; Pleosporales; Didymellaceae. The record is from RefSeq and is a predicted model, not a curated record. The coding region runs from base 1 to 564 and encodes 187 amino acids. The transcript is spliced from 2 exons.